Messenger RNA from Laccaria bicolor S238N-H82, 5508 nucleotides. RefSeq names its product jumonji superfamily protein. Gene Ontology annotation, biological process: chromatin remodeling. Gene Ontology annotation, cellular component: nucleus. Lineage: Eukaryota; Fungi; Basidiomycota; Agaricomycetes; Agaricales; Hydnangiaceae. The transcript has 11 exons. The coding region runs from base 1 to 5508 and encodes 1835 amino acids. The record is from RefSeq and is a predicted model, not a curated record. Gene Ontology annotation, molecular function: DNA binding; histone demethylase activity.
AUGCACGGCAGUCCUCCUGCAACCUCUCCUCGCGGUACUCCUUCACGGAGGGGAAAAUCUCCGCGAUUCUCUUCCGAGGGCGGCUCACAGGCGGGUUCCAGCACCCUACCUUCCAACUUCUCAAAUAAACCCCCCUCUACCUUCGUAUCUUCGCUCGACAUUCUCGUUGAAGGAACAAUACCAAUUGAUGUUGAACCUACCAUACAAUCAGGUCCAUCUGGCACCGACCCUGCUACGCCCCCAGAAUCCCAGCGAGCGCCUCGAAAAUCCAAGACAGAGGCUCUUGCAGCUCUCAAUAGCCAAGCCAGGUCUUCCUCCGCCGGACCGGAUGACUCAGAGAGUCUGGAGUAUUUGAUGGAGAGAUAUCGCAAUGCACCGCCUAUUCAAGCUCCCUCGAUCUUCGACCUUUCUAGUGUCAAAACGUCCAGUCCGAGACGAAACAUCGGCAUUUCUCAGGCUCCUCGACCUUUUGGUUUGCAAGACUGCCCCGAAUUCUUUCCAACGGCAGAAGAAUUUAAGGAUCCGAUGAGUUAUAUUAGGUCUAUCUCGGAACGUGCUGAACCAUAUGGCAUCUGCAAAAUCAUCCCUCCCGAGAACUGGAAAAUGCCCUUUGUGACAGAUACAAAGAGUUUCCGAUUUAAGACUCGUCUCCAGCGACUAAAUUCCAUUGAAGCUUCCUCGCGAGCUAAAUUGAAUUUUUUGGAACAAUUAUACCGGUUUCAUAAACAACAAGGCAAUCCUCGUGUCCUAGUGCCGACCAUCAAUCACAAACCUCUAGAUUUGUGGCUCUUAAGGAAAGAGGUGCAAAAAAUGGGGGGUUAUGAUGCGGUAACAUGUCUUAUCAUCCGGAAUUUAACGAUGUGUCUUACUAUGGCUUCUGCAACACAGGUAACGAAAGGGAAAAAGUGGUCUGACUUGGGCCGUAUUCUUGGAUACCGUGGCAUACCUGGUCUCUCAACGCAAAUAAAAAAUUCCUACACUCGCGUUAUCCUCCCAUUCGAACAUUUUUGUGAUCGCGCUCGGAAUUCGCCAGCGAUGUCGCCAAUAUUUGCGCGCGAUGCACAUCUGAGAACCCACACAAACAUUCAGUCGCCGAGCAGAUUAUCGCGGCCAAGUGCAAUUGUUAAGCUAAAGGACGAGGAUACAAGUCCACCCGGGAGUCCACUGACCGCAACUUCUAGUCCCCUCUCAGAGCCUCCAGAUGAAUCUGAUUUUAGGGAUGCUAACGGGAAUAAAGACCCUGGUCGGUCCCGUAGGAAUACGAGAAUGGGUUCUCAAGAACAACCUCUCCGAAAGCCAAUUUCGGGCGCGCUACUCCCAUCCCCGGUUAUACCCUCACCCAUCUUUUAUGAUAAGGAGCAGCAUGAUAGCAGAAUUGGUACUCCAGAGCAAAACUGUGAAAUUUGCCAUAAGAAGAAUCAUGGAGAUGAGAUGUUGCUGUGUGACGGAUGUGAUUGUGGUUUUCAUACCUUUUGCCUUGACCCACCUCUUUCUAGCAUUCCGAAAGAGCAAUGGUUUUGUUUUACAUGCCUAUCAGGUACCGGAGGGGACUUUGGUUUCGACGAAGGCGAAGAACAUAGUCUCUCAACCUUUCAGGCUCGGGAUUUGGAAUUCAGACGCAUGUGGUUUGAGUCUCAUCCACCCGCUCGAAACGCCCUUCCCUCAGCAAACGAUACUGACAUGAUCGGCAACGUUCCAGUAUCAGAAUAUGACGUCGAAGAGGAGUUCUGGCGUUUGGUUCAAUCCCCCAAUGAAACAGUUGAGAUAGAGUAUGGUGCAGAUGUGCAUUCGACAACUCAUGGAAGUGCCAUGCCGACGAUGGAGACGCAUCCACUCAAUCCCUACUCCAAAGAUCCGUGGAAUUUAAACAAUAUUCCUAUCUUGCCGGAAUCACUGUUGCGAUUUAUUAAAUCCGACAUAUCGGGAAUGACGGUGCCUUGGACAUAUGUUGGCAUGGCGUUCUCAACUUUUUGCUGGCACAACGAGGAUCACUAUACGUAUAGCAUUAACUUUAUGCACUGGGGUGAGACAAAGACUUGGUACGGUAUUCCUGGAGAUGACGCCGAGAAGUUUGAGGCUGCAAUUAAAUGCGAAGCCCCUGACCUAUUUGAGGCACAACCUGAUCUUCUCUUCCAACUCGUUACUCUAAUGAACCCGCAACGUGUCACGGAGGCUGGAGUGCGAGUGUUUGCUUGUAACCAGAGGGCGGGGGAGUUUGUUGUUACAUUCCCCAAAGCGUACCAUGCAGGUUUCAACCAUGGGCUGAACUUCAACGAAGCCGUGAAUUUUGCACUUCCUGAUUGGCUCCCGUAUGCUCGUGCAUGUGUACAAAGAUAUCGAGAACACCGAAAAUUGCCUGUGUUUUCGCACGACGAACUUCUCAUCACCAUCACUCAGCAGUCUCAGUCCAUCAAGACGGCGAUGUGGUUGAUUGGCAGUCUAGAGGAGAUGACUCAACGAGAGAUGAACGACCGACGAAAGGCACGAUGUCUUGGUCUCGCAGAAAUAUUAGAGGAGGAAGACAAGCCCGAGGAUCAGUAUCAGUGCAAUAUUUGCAAGGCUUUUUGCUACCUUUCGCAGGUCACAUGCCAGUGCACGAGGAAAGUGGUAUGUGUGGACCACGUCAGUCUUCUCUGCGAGAAUCGCCCACCACAUCAUCAAACACUGCGCAAACGUUUCUCUGACGAGGAGCUUCUGGACAUACAAGCCAAAGUUGCCGAACGUGCAGCCGUACCAUCAACCUGGCGCGGAAAACUCUCCAAACUUUUGCUUGAGAAUGCUACCCCACAGUUUCGCCUUCUUCGUGCUCUGCUCACGGAAGGAGACCGCAUAAACUAUCCCCUUCCCGAGUUGGCGAGUCUUCGCAAAUGUGUUACAAGAGCUACCGAGUGGAUGGAUUCAGCCAAUGCCUUUCUCAUCCGUAAACAGAGCAGGAAACGUUCCCGCCGUUCGCGUGGACGUCCAUCGGCCAACGAUAUACCUGCCGCUAACUCUGAUGAUCCAGGCGAUAGACCUGAUCAGGGUCUUGACGAUCUCUAUGCCCUAAUUAGGGAAGUCAAAAACCUUGGAUUUCAGUGCAAUGAAAUCGGUUCUCUAGACAAAUUGGUCCAGGACUGCGAGAAAAUGAAAUCCGAGGCAUCUGCUUUGCUCAGAUCUACUCCACUGAACCGAGAUGAAUUUCUCCAGGAAUGUAGACGACUUCUUAUUCAAGGAUCGUCGCUUAACGUUCUACUCGACGAGCUUAUUGAAAUAGAAAAGAUCGUUGAUCGAGAACAGUUAGUGACUGAACUCGAGCAGAAACUGGACGACGGCGCUGCUGUUUUGACGCUGGAGGAAGUUCGACAUUUGCUAACCCGUGCACGAUUGUGCAACUUGCCACAGGACAAUAAACAUGUACAGCUUCUUGAGGUUCGACAGAGGGAAGGUGAUGAUUGGGAAGGUCGCGCUAGAAAUGUUCUUGAACAACCUAUCAAGACUAUUGCCGAGAUGGACGACUUUGCAAAUAUGGACCCCAAUAUUCCUAUUGAUCCGACCGUUCUGGAUCGACUUAUGACUGCCCGCACUAAAGCGCUCGACUUUGAUAAGCAGGCAAGAGCUUGGCUCUCCUGUGAAACCGAUGGUCCUAAACCCAGGCUGACCGAUGUACUGCGGCUGGCAAGCCGUGCAGAAAAGGACUUCAGCAUAUCUUCAAUUCAACUUUUGAAGCAAACUGCCGAUAUUGCUGCGGACCUUGAAACCAGGUGUGAACAAGUUUUGAAGAACCAUUACCACAGCGCAGAUGAAGACAUUUUCGAGACAAUUGGGCAGUGGAAAGACUACGCCAAGGACCAUUUAAAGAUGUUCUCACUCCCCUGCUUUGAGAAGCUGGACGCGCAGCUGAAGCUGCAUGAACAAUGGCGACGAGAGCUGCCUUGGUAUUGCCAUGAGCACAAGGAGACGCAUAUCCAAGGGCUUCUCGAAGAUGUCUUGGAAUGUACACGACCUGACGACGAUCUGCCGCCUACAGACGAAUAUUUCACCUGCAUUUGCAAUGCACCAGUCCGCCCUCCGCCCCCUGGGAUUGUUUCUGAUGCCGUGCAGUGUGACCACUGUUAUGCUCGGUUCCAUGGUGAAUGCGCCAAAAACGGUGGGUCUUGCCCUUUUUGCGAUCACCACCAUUGGAACGGCACAAUUCACAAACAAAGGAGCUGGCAUUUCUGUUACUUGCCCAACAUCCUAAACAAUGCCCCAGAAAUCACACGGCACUACUCGGAGGACUAUAGACAACUGGAAAUCAUUGUCCACGGAGUGGACCGUCUAUCUGCGGUUAUUGGACAAUUCCUGUCUUAUACUUCACAACCUGCUAACCAACGUCCCGAAUACAUACCCCAAGUACGGCACUACAUGCGCAAAUUAUACAAGAUCCAAUUCGCUGUAUCGCCCAACCCUGAUGUUUCUUUUGGUUUGGAUCUGGCUGGUUUACAUCGUAUUCUAGCUGGUCGACCUCCUGUUGCAAAACCGAAGAAAAGGCGUAGGCCACGCUUCACCUUUGGGCAAGACAUUGAUCAGGAUUGGGCGGAUGGCACCCGGUGCAUUUGCAGAGGGCGGACAGGUUAUUUGCUAAACUAUCCAUCCGUUGAAUGCGACCUCUGCGGGAAGCGGUACCAUGCUGGCUGUGUCUUCUUCCCGCUGAAAGAAGGCUCAUCUGAGCGACCAGUGUUCAGCUGUCCGUUGUGUUGUGUACGAAAGAAUAAGACCUACGAGUAUUCCGAUGUUCGGGUUAAACCUACUGAUGCCCUCUGCGAAGAGAGUCGUGACCCAGACAUAUAUGUCAAUACCGAAGACAUGCUAGACACAUUUAGCAAGGAUCUCAUGUUUAAGAGGCUUCUAUUGCCAUACAAGCCGACACUAUUCGUGGAGCUGGUCUCAUUUCAACCAGGCUCGGAUGGCGUGGCUGCGCCGAAUGCACCGGUACCACGGUCAAUAUCCACCAUCGCCAACAACCAUCCCGUUUCUAGAUCGCAUUCCGCCAAUGCACCGCCACAUCAUGGCCACCCUUCACCACCAGCCGCGACGUCUUCGGUAUCAACUUACUCUAAUACCCUGCCACCCCCACCCUGGUCGCGGUGGGGUACUAUGUCGACUCCCUCAAUGCCUCCUGUGACACAACGUCGACAGACAGGCGAAACCUCCCGCUCGAGAGGCGGAUCACCCCAGCCUUCCUCACGAAAGCGGAAGCACGUUGAAGAGGCUGCCAUACAGGAGGAUCACGGACGAGGUAGCUCCUCAUCCUCAUCCUCGAUAAUGCCGUCCUCGAAACGACGUGCGGGUCCCGCCUUGUCUCCCACUCCCAUGUCAUCGCCCUCACAGCAAGUGCAGACGCUUUCCCCAUCUCUGGCUAUGAUUGUUUCGCCGACAAAUCAGGCCGUGCAGACAUCACCACGACACGUUCCACCAUUAAGGAACGGCACUACUAAUGGGUCUUCUCCCACCUCCCUACAUUCUUUGAUCGCUGGUGACCCUCGAUAG